Messenger RNA from Grosmannia clavigera kw1407, 1080 nucleotides. Its product is annotated as peptidase s8 and s53 subtilisin kexin sedolisin. Gene Ontology annotation, biological process: proteolysis. Gene Ontology annotation, molecular function: serine-type endopeptidase activity. The coding region runs from base 1 to 1080 and encodes 359 amino acids. The transcript is spliced from 3 exons. NCBI's taxonomy places the organism in Eukaryota, Fungi, Ascomycota, Sordariomycetes, Ophiostomatales, Ophiostomataceae. The record is from RefSeq and is a predicted model, not a curated record.
AUGCACAGAGUACCGCUUAUCGAGACUUACGACGGACGAAUAACAUUUCUAGAUGCUUGCCAGGUGUUCAAUGGUACCGGAGAGGAAAUGGCCGGCAAUGGGCUGCGCUCCGAGAUCCCUGAUAACUCUCCUCUAAUCUGUGCUAUCGACAACUGCCUGAAUAGCUCGCUUUGGGAAGACAGCGAAGGCGCCGCCCUCGACAAUGUGGCCAUCUUGGAUACGGGUAUCGAUCGAGGUCACUACUAUAUCGAAGCUCAUGAAGAAAACCUCAAAGGAAGGUUCAACUGCUACAACGAGGCACAGAAGAGAAAUGUUCAAGAUCGAAACGGACAUGGCACCUUCACUACGAGUCUAGUGCUCGCCUAUGCUCAGGACGCCGAGAUUUACAUUGUAAAAGUCGCGGACAGGGAGAAUACAAGACCCGAUGCCAAGAUCGUUGCAAAUGCUAUCAGCCAUGCAGUUGAUGAAUGGGGAGUGGACAUCAUAUCCAUGUCAUUCGGGUGGCCCUCUUCAAAUUUUGAAGGGCACAGUGUCCUCGAAGCUGCCAUUGAUAAGGCAUACGGCAAAAAGGUCCUCAUGUUUGCCGCCGCCUCUAAUAGUGGUGGCCGGCUUGGUCGAGCGUAUCCUGCCAGCAGUACGCAUGUCAUUUGCGUCCAUUCGACCAACACGAAUGGGACUAGGUCUGAUUUUAGUCCUACUGCUGCGCCCAAUGCCAUUAGCAUUGCGACAAUCGGCGAAUCGGUUGAGUCGGCGUGGCCGGUGUUACUUUGCGGCAAGGAUGAAUCAAACCCAAAAGUUUGUUCAGUCCCGGUCUGGGACAUCAUAUGCGACACCCAUUCUUGCGGGCAUCGCGGCGUUUCUAUUGCAUUACGCACGAUUGCAUCUGGACAAAGAAUCAGCAGACAGACUGAAACGAAAGGACGGAAUGGAAGCUCUACUGAAGAGGUGUGCAGAGAGGGACCCAAUUACUCGCCGAGGGACGGGUAUCUAUUCGUCGAGCUAAGCUUGAACAGCCACAACCUGUUUGGAAACAGCUUGGAGGAAGUGAACUAUGAAAUUAAGAAAGCGUUGAAGACGUAG